Messenger RNA from Musca vetustissima, 1907 nucleotides. RefSeq names its product dual specificity protein phosphatase Mpk3 (gene Mkp3). Bases 1 to 1347 code for a protein of 448 amino acids. NCBI's taxonomy places the organism in Eukaryota, Metazoa, Arthropoda, Insecta, Diptera, Muscidae. Gene Ontology annotation, molecular function: MAP kinase tyrosine/serine/threonine phosphatase activity; protein tyrosine/threonine phosphatase activity. The transcript has 5 exons. Gene Ontology annotation, biological process: negative regulation of MAPK cascade; protein dephosphorylation. Gene Ontology annotation, cellular component: cytoplasm; cytosol. The record is from RefSeq and is a predicted model, not a curated record.
AUGCCCGAAACGGAAUUCGAAUUAAUUAGCAAGGAGUGGCUGCAAACGAAGCUGCGCUCCAUAUCAGCCUCUUCGUCUCUACGUGAUGCCAAAGAUUUAAUCAUAUUGGACUGUCGCAGUUCCAAUGAGUUCAGUGAGUGCCAUAUACGCUCGGCUGUCAACUUCUCCAUACCCAGCAUAAUGCUGAGGCGUUUGGCGGCUGGCAAAAUCGAUCUAUUGUCCACCAUUAAAUCGCCGGAUCUAAAGGAACGGAUACACAAUGGCUAUAAGGUUAGCCUGUUUGUGCUCUACAAUGAUGUGGGUGUUGGUGGGGGUGGCAAUGCGGCGGAUUGUCCCCAAUCCAUGGACCUAAGUACCUCUUCGAGUGGUCCAGGUGUUAUGGGUGUCAGUCCCGAUACCACCAUUAAUGUUUUACACAAACGUCUAAAGCAGGACGGUUGUCGCGUGGUUUCAUUGAGAGAUGGUUUCUGCAGUUUUCGUCAAACAUUUCCGGAAUGGUGUGAAGAUGAUAGUCUACAAAACAAAGAAAUGGAAUCUAGUCGUAGCACCCAGGCAGAUCAAUUGAUGGGUUUAAGGUCUCUACGUAUAUCCACACCACAUUCCGAUUCGGCCUGUAGUAGCUCAGCCGAAUCAAGUGAUUGUGAAGGAACCUCACAUCAUAACUUAAAUGAGGCACCGGUUGAAAUAAUUCCGAAUCUAUUUUUAGGAAAUGCCAUGCAUAGUAAUGAUGCCAGAGCUCUACAAAAAUACAAUAUAAAGUACGUUUUAAAUGUAACUAAAGAUCUUCCAAAUGUCUUCGAAGCUUCUGGCGGCAUUCAAUAUCUACAAAUACCCAUAACUGAUCAUUAUUCCCAAGAUUUGGCGAUGCAUUUUCCCUCUGCCAUACAAUUCAUUGAGGAAGCUCGUUCUAAAAAUUCGGCCGUGCUGGUUCACUGCCUGGCUGGCGUUUCACGUUCUGUUACCGUAACGUUGGCCUACUUAAUGCAUACGCAAGCUUUAAAUCUCAAUGAUGCUUUUACUCUGGUACGAGAUCGGAAACCGGAUGUAUCGCCAAAUUUCCAUUUUAUGGAACAGCUGCAUUCGUUCGAACGUCAGCUACGUUUGAAUACCAACGAGGCCAUGGAUCAAAGUGGCAGUGGUGUGGGUGUCAGUGUCAUUAGCACGGACAUCUCCAUGGGUCCCUGUGGUUCAUCGAAAUUUUCCUGUAAUUGUAUAUCGACAGAUUGCAAGUGCAUACAAUCUGGCGGAUAUAUAGCCCAGUUGGCCAAAGCCGCUACCGGAAUUUCACCCGAUUCCGGUAUUGAAUUUGACCGAUGGACCCCGUCAUCGGAUACAGGACUUAAAUGAGAUCAACUUGUAGGAAAAAGUUUUGUACUGCCACCCACCACAAAUGAGCCGCUGCAGUCGCUAAAUGCCGACAAUAUGUCGCCGGCUUCCACCAACUCUUCCUCAACUUCGACCACAACCACCAUCGAAGCGGUGUCCGUGGUUGAGGUCAACAAGAAGCCCAGCGCCGAAGAGUGAGUGCAAUGUAAAACAAAACAACCAGGACGUACAAAACCUUUUCCUACUCGAUUUAGUCUGCCACAGCACACAUUUUUUUGUCUCCCUCCCCCCAACUCUUCCUUUAAUCCUAAUCUAUUGUUUAACCAAAAGUUUAAGAUCCUAUUUUUUAUUAUUAAAAAUAAUUGUAUAUUAUUGUAUUACACACCUGAGAAUAUAUAUUUGGGUUUAUUAAGUUUCCAUUAUAGAGGAAAAACAAACAAAAAAAAAACCUCUGCCACAUACAUAUAGUUGAGUUGUAUUCUUGAAGAAACAAAAACAAAACAAAAAAGUAAACACCCAUGUGUUAAAUUGUUAUUAAAAUGUAUUUAAUUUUAAGUAAAAAAAACAUAAAACCAACAAAC